Molecule: messenger RNA, 1458 nt
Organism: Onychostoma macrolepis
Lineage: Eukaryota; Metazoa; Chordata; Actinopteri; Cypriniformes; Cyprinidae
Product: CMRF35-like molecule 5
Exons: 7
Coding region: 250-1137 (295 amino acids)
Source: RefSeq, a predicted model, not a curated record
ACUUCAUUUCCUUCCUGAGCCGAAGACUGCAAUGUGUUUGCCCUUGCAGCCAUGUCAGUCCCACUGCUAGACAGUCAUUGGUUUCUUCUUUUGUAGGUUAGUCGCUCUCUUUCUCGCUUAAAAAAGGACUGUUCUUCUGGUAACUGAUGGAACAAAAAAGUGAGAGUCAGUAAGCUCAGUAAUUUUUUUUUACGCUGUAUUUUGUUAUAAAGAGGAUAUUUUGCUUGAAGAGGAUGUGAAUUACAGAGAAUGAAAGUCCAUCUAAAGAUUCUUUCUGUUUUUAUAGUUGUGACCGGUGUGUUGAUGAAGUCUGAAAAUGUUUAUGUGGGAACAGUGGGUGAAACGGUGGAUAUCAAAUGUCAAUAUCCAGAUGACCAUAGAUAUACACCCAAGUACUUUUGCCGUCAUCCCUGUAAAUCAUCUGUUUUGAUUAAAAGUGCAAAGAUUGAUCAGGUCGUCUCAGAUGGAAGAUACUCUUUGAUUGAUACUGUGAGUGGACGGUUCUUUACUGUAACCAUCAAACAUCUCAGACUCACAGACUCUGAUGUUUAUUACUGUGGACUUGAUCAAUGGUUCCGUGACACACUGAAUCAAGUUCAACUGUCUGUCCGUGCAGCAGCUCCUGUGAACAGAUCUACACACACCCCUGAAAACACACAUAUAACAUCUACAUGGACAACAACACUCACCUCUGCAGGAACAUCCAUCUCUCUCUCAGAUAAAUCUAGUUCAUAUGAGCAAUUCUCAGCAACUUCGCCAACAGUCCAGUCAAUGGGACCUACACCAAUGGAUAAAAACUCUGUCAGUGUGACUGUGGUUUGUGCAGGUGUUCUGGUGCUGCUGGUGUUUGGGGUUCUUGUGGCGUUAGUGUCUUUCUGCAAGAAAAGAUCAUAUUUAAAGUCCACAUGUCUGCAACCACCUGUCCCUGAAAAUCCAGUUCAAGAUUCAUCAGAUCUCAUCCAGGUCUCUCAGACUGUAGAUAAUGUCAACCACCUCUAUGAUGAUAUUGUGAACGUGUACAGUCUGGCUGGUCCAGCUAAAGAUGGCAUUUCUUCUGUAAUAUAUUCCACUGUGCAGCAUUGUGAUCCUGCACCUCAUGAUGAGAAUGCUUUGUAUUCAGUUAUCACACAACACUGAGGAUAAAUGACUAGAUCAGUGUCAUUCUUUCCCCGAAAAUGUCACUCUUAAAACCCUGUUGACAUGAAACGGUGGAUGUGGUCAGCAUGCUAAAAAAAAAACACCUGCAAAAAUCCUGCUGUGAACAUGUGGGUCAGGCUAUGAAAUUAAACAGUGAAGCUGACAAAAAAAAUAAGUAAUUAAAAUAAAGAAAUUAUAUUAAUAAAUUACAUAUAUGUACACAGGUGCAUCUCAAUAAAUUAGAAUGUCGUGGAAAAGUUCAUUCAUUUCAGUAAUUCAACUCAAAUUGUGAAACUCGUGUAUUAAAUAAACUCAAUGCAC